AUGGCCUCCACCUCGUCGCGCUCGCGUCACUACGAGGAGGGCGAGGAGGUGGCGAGGGGGACGGAGGCCCCGAGGCAGCUGCUCAGGCGGCUGUACGCGCGCUGCGCCCCGCUCGGCGCGUUCGUCGCGGAGCUCGCGGCCGCCGCCGAGCCCGGCUCGCCCGCGGCGGGGCCUCUGCUGCGCGCCGGGGACGACGCGGGGCUGGCGAGCCUCGCGGCCUCCGUGCUGGUGAGCGAGCCUCGCGGGGCCAGGGACCUCACGCCGCCAGUCUCGUUCAGACAGCUGUCCAGCCAGAAGGAGCUCAUGAGCCGCCUGCUGCAACGAAUCCGCAGCCGGGGCAAGCGCAAUGUCGUGGCGUUUGGGCUGGCGAGGCCAUGCGAGCCGACGCUGCCGUCCGUGCCCAAGCUGCGUACGCACUGGACCAACGACACCGCUGCCUCCAUGAUGAACGACAGCUUCUGGGGGACCCUGAUGGAGCGCAUGGGAGACCAGGUCUUCGAGUACCUGGUGGAGGUGUGCUCCCUUUUCAUGUGGGUGCCGCCUUCCUGCUACUACCAGUUCUGCGGCGUUCCCAUCUAUGACCUGGUGGUGUCGGGCCGCCACUUCUCUGCACCCAACAGUCUAUGCAGCCAGAGGCUGGUGAUGGCUCACUCAGACGAGCGAGGUGGUGGUGGUGGUCGUCGUGGUGGUGGUGGUGGUGAUGGUGGUCGCGGCAGAGGGAGAGGGGCUCGAGUGAACCCAGAGCGGCCGGACGUAGGGACAGCAGCCAGAAGAAAACGCAAACGUCGACCACAAAGAAACUGCGAACGUCAACUCCAGAUUAUACACAAAUUUCAGAUGGAUAACGAGACUUUACCCAAAGCAAAAACUCCUCGAUUGGAUGGCGAGGGUGACGUUUUUCCCAACGCUGAGCCGGGCCCCAACGCCGAAGCUGGAACGGGUCGACACGCAAUAGAUCUGGCAUCUCCCUGGGCCAUGGCCCCGGCAAAGCCGAGCCCGGCGGCCCUGCCACGAGCACACAGGCGACGAGGGGGCGGCACGGAUGCAGCGCAGGACGACGCACGCGGGAGCAGCCGCCGGGCUCGCACGAACCCAGGGGUCGUGUUCUACUGGCACAAAGUGAUGUACUCCCACAGACGCCGCGAGGGUUUUCCUAGGAGCCACAUCUUGAGCCGGCUCAAGGUGAGCCGCAGCGCCGCCCGGAAUCUCAUGAGGGAGAUCUUCGAGCUCAACAAGCGCACGGUGGCUGGCAAGGGUAAAGCUCGCGGACGAAGCGUGGCGAGAGGUGGCAGGCCGGCGGCCGUGAGCUCCGCGGGGGAGGGAGGGGACGCGGUCAGCAAGGCGGCGUGGCGGCGGGCGUGCAGGCGCCUCCCCAAGCGCUUCGUGCAGAUGCAGGGCUUCUUCCUCGAGCUGCUCAAGCGCUACAAGAAGUGCCGAGUGCUCGACAUCGUGGAGCGUCACUGCCCUGUGGGUCUACCCAGCAGGAGUCGCUUGACCUGGAAGCGGAGGGGCGCCCCCAACAACGCAACGCAUUUGGUCCCCUCAUCCGAGACGACCUCUGCUCCUGCAGUGGCCACUGCCGCUCCACCUCCUGCUGCCAUUGUUCAGGGGACGGCAUCCACCGAGCUCGGUGAUUUAACGCGGCCGAUCGCUGCGGCGGCGACGAUGGAACACACGCUCGCGGUUGAAGUCAUUUGUUCGCACGGCGCGACCGCGGCGCCCGAGAAUUGCGCGACCCCGUCUACUUUGCAAGACGCGGGGCUAGCGCCUGGCGUUUACCCCGGAUGCACGGAGACGGCGCCCGGCGAGACGCCUCCUCCGCAAGCGGAGACCGCGCACGGCGACGGUGCCGAUGACGACGCCUCGGACGCGGGCCGGCUCGACCGCCCACUUUGCGUCUCCGCCCACGCAUCGCGGCGACGCCCUCGCGGCGCCACCCCCAGGCGCCCCCGGUACCACUGCAGCCAGGUGCGGCUGUUUGGGCUGCUGCACGAGCUGCUGCUGCGGGUGCUGCCGCACGACACGUGGGGCUCGGCCCACAACCGGCGCAAGGUGAUGCGGUCGGUGAAGCGGAGCCUCGGCAUGGGCCACCACGACGCGGUCGGCCUGCGCGAGAUGCUCUCCGGCGUGCGCGUCAAAGACUGCGCCUGGCUGCACCUCGGAGGGGAGCGGCCCUCCCCCUCGGAGCACAGGAAAUGCGAGGAGCUGCUGGCGCAGUUUGUGAGCUGGCUGAUGACUGACUUCAUCAUGGAGGCCAUCAGGUCCUUCUUCUACGUCACUAUAACGAACUUCACGAAGAACCACCUGCUCUACUUUCGCAAGAAGGCGUGGGCACGCUUGUUGCACACCGCUUCCAGGAAAUUCGUGGUCCAGGGGAAGCUGCAGGAGCUGACGGACAUGGAGAGACAGAACGUCCUGCGGGGGGACACGGUCAUCCCCGUGUCUUUUUUGCGCUUCUUGCCCAAGUCCGGCUCGGAGCUGCGUCCCAUCAUCUGCAUGCGGCCCAGGAGGCUGGGUCGGCAGCCCAGGAAGAAGGGCGAGAAUGUGCAAAGGGCCAUCAAGUCGGUGUUUGCGGUGCUGAACUACGAGGUGACAGCGGACCCGGCCUGGCUGGGUUCCUCCGUGCUGGGGAGCGACGAUAUCUACCGGAAGUGGCGCGACUUCGCCCGCCCACGCCAAUCCCCCGCGCGGCCGCUCUACUUUGUCAAGGUGGACAUUAAAGGAGCCUUUGACUCCAUCCCCCAGCAUACAACUGUAGACGUGGUAAAAAGUAUCGUCGGCAGUCGCCAGACGAAAGAUGGGUACAUCAUCCGCAAGUACGUCGUGGUGUGGGCCAACCGCCAGGGCGUCAUGCAGAAAGCCUUCCGGCAGCAGGCGUGCUCGUCGACCCACUUCCAGCCCAAGAUGUCGUGCUUCGUGAGCCAGCAACAGAGAUGCUCGUCCCUGCACAACGCCAUCGUGGUGGAGCAGUGGCUGGAUACAACGCUGACAUCUGUUAUGGUCUCCGAGACCCUCGAGCGACUGCUCCUCAACAACGUGAUCAUCAUCGACCAAAGGUACUAUUGGCAGCGCCGUGGGAUUUCCCAGGGCAGCCCCUUGUCCACGCUGCUGUGCAACCUGUGCUACGCCCACAUGGAGACGUCGAUGCUGUCCACCGUGCAGCAGGACGGUCUGCUCAUGAGAUUCACCGAUGAUUUCCUGCUGGUGACUCCUCACUUGGACAAGGCGAACCACUUCCUCCGGCUGCUGCUUGGCGGCAUGCCCACGUACGGCUGCACGGUGAGUCGCAACAAGACGGUGGUGAACUUCGCGCCGGAGAUCGACGACGGCGACGACAGCGGCGGCUUCAUGCAGCUGCCUCUGCACUGGCUCCUGCCGUGGUGCGGCCUCCUGCUCAACACCCGCACACUGGAGGUGCUGGGAAACUACUCCAGCUACAGCAAGGUGCAGGUCAGUUGGACCAUGAGCCUUUGCUUCGCCUCCCAGCCGGGGCAUACCAUGCGCACCAAGCUCAUGCACGUGCUGCGUCUCAAGUGUCAGCCCAUCCUCCUGGACCUGCAGAUAAACAGCUUCUUCGUAGUGACGAUAAACCUGUACCAAACGCUACAGCUUCAGGCUUACAGGUUCCAUGCGUGCGUGCGCCGGCUGCCAUUGUUCGGGAAGGCUGCUAAUAACCCCGGCUUCCUGCUGUCCGUCGUCGAGGAGACGGCCACCUGCGUCUCCGCACUGCUCCUCAAGCACAACGAAGAGUACUACGGGCAGGUCAAGCGUGCAUCUGAGCUGGUGAAUCCCACACGGGGAGGGCGCGGGCGGCUGCCCCAGAUGGACCGUGACACCGUGUCGUGCCUCUGCUACAGCGCCUUCCACAGCAAGCUGAGCCAGCACCGGGCGAUUUACACCGUCCUGCCGGGGCUGCUGCUUUGGCGCAAAAAGAGGACCUUCGCAAGGCUGCCACCGACCACCCAGCAUUGCCUCUCCAAAGUGCUAACCAUGAAAUGGGACAACAUUCUGAUGUGAUCGCCUGCACAGCUGCGGUAGUGCUUAGAGACACUGCGGUCUAACAGCGUUCCAGCGACCUGGCACUUCAGUCCCAAGACCACAGCACGGACUGAGUACGGGCCGGGACAAAGGCAAGGUUCGGGAUGAGCGGGGUGGAACAAGGCAGACCUCCGCCCUCCAGGUCCUCCUCGGGGGCCAUCUCGAUGAUGAGGGUCCUCAUCAGACAAAUACCUGUGACACUUUGAUCAUACAACAUACUACGUUGUUAGGUCAUCAGGACAGGACAAUAGGAGAUAAGGCUACAUCCCAUACCCACCGUCAGAAUCAGAAUCUUUUUUUUAUCCUGGAGAAAUCUGAUGAGCUAUGAAGUUCUUUGUACAGAUGUCCAGUAGGGGCAGGUCAAAAAGUUAACAAUCAACAAAGUAUAUCGGAAGGG
Petromyzon marinus (sea lamprey) is the source of this 4435-nucleotide messenger RNA. RefSeq names its product telomerase reverse transcriptase (gene TERT). Gene Ontology annotation, molecular function: telomerase activity; telomeric repeat DNA binding; telomerase RNA binding. Gene Ontology annotation, cellular component: telomerase catalytic core complex. Lineage: Eukaryota; Metazoa; Chordata; Hyperoartia; Petromyzontiformes; Petromyzontidae. The record is from RefSeq and is a predicted model, not a curated record. Gene Ontology annotation, biological process: telomere maintenance via telomerase.